AUGAUUGUUACACCAGGCACAAGAAGGACAUGCACAGCUGAAACCAAAAAGGCUAUCGCAGAUUGUGCUGUUGCAUUCGAUUCCGAAGACGAAGAUGAUUAUUAUUGUGAUGAUGUGUCAGCAUCUGCGCUCAAACCUGAAAUUGCGAAUCUGAAGGCAAGAAUUUCGGAUCUACAAGAAGAAACCAUGGCCGAUGCUAUCGAACGCUUGGUCCAGAGGAAUGGUAAAAACGUGGAGCUUCCAGCCGAGUUAUUAAUUGAAGCAUUGAACAAGCCUCUAGAGCCAAGCAAUUCAAUGUCAAACAAAAGCUAUCGCUCGUCGCCGCGGUUCUAG
Cylindrotheca closterium is the source of this 333-nucleotide messenger RNA. NCBI's taxonomy places the organism in Eukaryota, Bacillariophyta, Bacillariophyceae, Bacillariales, Bacillariaceae. The record is from the annotation of a GenBank genome assembly.